Molecule: messenger RNA, 876 nt
Organism: Brassicogethes aeneus
Lineage: Eukaryota; Metazoa; Arthropoda; Insecta; Coleoptera; Nitidulidae
Source: the annotation of a GenBank genome assembly
UCUACCCGAACAAAGACAUUUCGUUAAGUUGGCAGCACUGCUAUAACCACAUAACCUCACUAUUACAUGUUUUGACGUUUCCCGUGCUUUUCAACGAAAAAAAUGGAUUUAAGAGGUUUCGUUCAUCAAGAAUUACCCCCCGAAAUAGUGGAAAGCAACGUUGAGGGAGGUAAAUUUAUGAACCAAUUCAUGAAAACUCACAUACCGCAUAAGGAUAUCACAAGGGAUGGUUCCAACUUCCGUUUUUUGCUGCACAAAUUCAGAACGGCCAAAAAAAUUAAGCGCAAGGGGGUUAAAAAGACGUUUUUGACGAGGAAGGAACGGAGGGAGUUGGAGAUGUUAAAAUUGCCCAAAGCAGGUUGGAAUUAUAACUCCCUGCAAUCUAUUCGCAAUAUGUGGCGCGAAUAUAUGACGCAGAACUUAGAUUUAUGCGAUACAACUAAUAAAAUCCCAAAGUGUACUGAUUCGGAAUGGACUGCUUUUAGCACGAUUUUAGCUAAAUCUGAACUUGUCGGGGCUGAAUUGGAAGUAGUUAGGUCUAAAACACCAAGCUUGGUGGGUAUGAUCGGUACCUUAGUUUUAGAGACAAAAAUGACUCUGCAAAUUGUAACAAAGGACAAUAAAUUAAAAAUUGUACCCAAGGAAUGUUCAGUGUUUGAAUUUAGGUUAAACAACAUGAAAUUUACAGUUUUUGGUAAACAAAUAAUGACAAAACCCAGUGAAAGAAGUGCUAAAAAGAUUAAAGGACAAAUGUACCCAGAUUUGUAACCAAAAAUAAAUUAUUUUAUAACUAAAAAUGCUUAUGUUAUCACCCACAACACUAUAGUUUACAUUUUUGUUUAUAACUUUCUUAACGUUGGUUUACGUAAAAUUGGC